Molecule: messenger RNA, 297 nt
Organism: Lactuca saligna
Lineage: Eukaryota; Viridiplantae; Streptophyta; Magnoliopsida; Asterales; Asteraceae
Source: the annotation of a GenBank genome assembly
AUGCUUGUUGGAAUCAAAAUACAGGAAAAAGGUCUUGAACAGGUUACGAUUACAGUUGGUUAUGAUGAUCUUGGUGGAAGUAAUGUCAUUACUGGUGAGAACAAGAAGAGUAUGGAGAGCUCUUGGAUCCUGGAGAAUUUGAAGAAGAAAGGGAUUGAUGAAGAGAUAGAUAAAGAAAUACUUGUUAUUGCUAAAAAGGGAAAAGAUGGUAGCAAAGAUUUGAUGUUAAAGUUGUUGCCAAAUAAGUUUCCUGGGGCAAAUGGAAGUGGAAGUGAAGUUACUUAUGGUGAGCUUUAA